Messenger RNA from Spodoptera exigua (beet armyworm), 996 nucleotides. Lineage: Eukaryota; Metazoa; Arthropoda; Insecta; Lepidoptera; Noctuidae. The record is from the annotation of a GenBank genome assembly.
GUAUGGCAACACUAAAUUAUAACCUCACAUCGUAAACAGCUGAUGAUAAUAACUAUCUUAUUUACGUUAAUGUGCAACAUUAAAUUGUUUAUCAUAAGCAAAAAUAAUAGUGGUUUAAGCAAAGAAUAUUGGAAACUAGAAUAAAAUUGUCACAGGCCGAAGUUAAGUUCGAUAACAUGCCCCCGAAAAAGCAACCAGAAAAGGGUAAAGCCGGUGGAAAUGCUAAAUCCGGUGGCGGAAAAUCUGGUGGUGAUGCGAAAGAAUCAGCUGGAAAAGAGAAAAAAGGCGGGACAGCUGUCAAAGUCCGUCAUAUACUGUGUGAGAAACAAUCAAAAUGUUUAGAAGCCUUGGAAAAAUUGAAAGCUGGACAAAAAUUUCCGGAUGUUGCAGCCGCGUACAGUGAGGAUAAGGCGCGUUCAGGGGGAGAUCUUGGCUGGAUGACCCGUGGUUCAAUGGUGGGCCCAUUUCAGGAUGCGGCAUUCGCCUUACCCAUAUCUACAGUUAAUAGCCCAGUUUACACCGACCCUCCUAUAAAAACCAAGUUUGGGUAUCAUAUCAUAAUGGUUGAAGGCAAAAAAUGACAGACAUGGUGUUUGAAUUUGAGUAUUUUUGGGCGAUACUACUGUUAUUCAUUAUGGAAAGGAUAUGUUGUCUACAGGAGCAGUUUGACAAAGAUUUCACCUUAUUACCAGACCCUCAAAGGUCUAAUGAAUCCCUUAAUAGUAAUAUGGAAGAUUUUUCUAACAGGGAGUAAGUAUUUAUCUGAUAUUCUAUAAAACUAUGAAUUGCAAGUAGUCCAUGACAAAGUGAAACUAAAAUUAAUUUAUUAUUUCCAGUUUUGGUUUAAAACUAAGCUUUCUUCGUCUGUGUCAUUUAAUGCAUGUCACUAUGCUCCUGACUCUUGUUUACUUCUGCAAUGUCUGCCUCUGGUUUAUAAUGACUAAGAAAUCAUCGCCCAGGUCCCUAAGAUACCGGUUUAAAGUUGCAAUACCCUCC